GCACGUGGUGCUUCCGGCGAGCGCGCUACCUCCGCUGCGACCCGGUAGUUUAGGGUCGCGCGGGCUGGGUACCGGGUGUGAGUUGGGGGGCGGGUGCCAGUCCCGUCCUCGGUCGCUGCGUCCCGGCCCUCCUGUCCCGGAGCGGGACCUCGAGUGAGCCCGCCCGCGCCUCCAGCCAUGACUUCUCUGCUCGCCAAGGACGCCUACCUGCAGAGCCUGGCCAGGAAAAUCUGCUCGGGGCCCACCCCGGAGCCGCGGCAGCGCAAGCCGGCAGGCAAAACUGAAGGCUCAGAAGCUGCUGGGCCCCCGAGAAAGAAAAGGAAGAGGGCACAGAAGAAAUCCCGGGAGCGGGAGGAGAAGGUUGUGGAGCCCAAGGCCCAGGCCCUGGGGGAGAAAUCUCAGGCCCCUUCCCGGGCUAGAAAGCCAGCAGCGGCUGCGGAGGAGAAGGCCGAGGGCCCUUCCGGGGCCCCUGCAGGUGACCCAGCCACAGAACCUGAGUCCUUCUUUGCCCUGGAUGUUCUGCGGCAGCGGCUGCAUGAGAAGAUACGGGAGGCCCGGGGCCAGGGCAGCACGGAGGAGCUGUCCCCCACCGCUCUGGAGAAAAGACGGAGGCGGAAGCAGGAGCGGGACCGGAAAAAGAGGAAGCGGAAGGAGCUGAGAGCCAGGGAAAAGGCAGCCAAGGCGGCGGAGGCCGUGGAGGCUGCUGCGCCGCCACCGGAGGCGCCCAGCAAGGAGGCCCGGGAAAAGCCGGGGCUGUUGUUCAACAAGGUGGAGGUGAGCGAGGAGCCGCCGGCCACCAAGGCACAGCGCCGGCGGGAGAAGCGGCAGAGGCUCAAGGGCAACCUGCCGCCGCUGACCGGGAAGAACUACCGGCAGCUGCUGGAGCGGCUGCAGGCGCGGCAGAGCCAGCUGGAGGAGCUGCGUGGGCAGGACGCAGACAAGGCGCGGGAGCUGGAGAGCAAGAUGCAGUGGACGGCCGCGCUGUACCGGGCGGAAGGCGUGCGCGUCCGCGACGACGAGCGCCUGCUGCAGGCCGCCCUGCGGCGCAAGGAGAAGCGGCGGGCGCAGCGGCAGCGCCGGUGGGAGAAGCGCACGGCCCAGGUGGUGGAGAAGAUGCAGCGGCGGCAGGACCAGCGGCGCCAGAACCUGCGCAAGAAGAAGGUGGCCAAGGCCGAGCGGCGCCUGGAGAAGGCCCGCAAGAAGGGCCGCGUGCUGCCCCAGGACCUGCAGCGCGCUGGCCUGGCCUGAGGGGCGGCUGCACCGCGUGCGCCUGCGCCGCCAGCGGGGCGCUGGGCCGGCCCCCAGCGUGCGUGCCCUCACGCUCAUAGGGCCUAGGUGGCAGAGGCAAAAGCACAAGCACGUUAUCGAGAGCAGGAGCCUGGACCCUAGGCCAGGUGUGGGACAAGCCACUUCCCAGCUCCAGCCUUCUCUGGUGGGGCUGGAAAGCACCCCAAAGUUUGCAGGGUGAGGGGCGAGGGAGCAGUGUGAGGGGUAGGUUCCCGAGUUCACCGGAGCAGGAUGGGAGUGGCCUUGCUGACGCCUGUGCCGGUCCAGAGCUCGCUUGGAGGGACCAAACCCAAUGCACGUGCCCAAACGCCAGGUGGAGCUGGUGGCUCGGAUCACUGGGAGUGACCGCGGGCGCGCCUGGGAUCAAAUGAUUCUGCUUAUUUGUAAAAAGGUCAAAAACUAGAAUUUAAGUUAGACGUGCACAGCAAGGAUUCUAAGACAGCCCCUGAAAGGUGGGAGCAGUGUUGAGCGAGCUGAGAAAGAGGAGGAGCGGGCGGGGGCGGGGCGAAGGCAGGGCGGAGGGUGGAGGAAGAACGGAACUGGUGUGUAUGGAGGUGAGGGGGCCGGCGGAGUGAGCCCAAGGCCGGGGCAGUGGAACACGGGUGGGAAAGCCCCCCGAUUAUGUGGUAACGUGGAUGGCAUUUCAAUAAAGAGGGCACUGGAACUGUU
Phyllostomus hastatus (greater spear-nosed bat) is the source of this 1956-nucleotide messenger RNA. RefSeq names its product surfeit 6 (gene SURF6). Gene Ontology annotation, molecular function: DNA binding; RNA binding. The record is from RefSeq and is a predicted model, not a curated record. Gene Ontology annotation, cellular component: nucleolus. Bases 178 to 1248 code for a protein of 356 amino acids. Gene Ontology annotation, biological process: ribosomal large subunit biogenesis; ribosomal small subunit biogenesis. The transcript is spliced from 5 exons. Lineage: Eukaryota; Metazoa; Chordata; Mammalia; Chiroptera; Phyllostomidae.